Molecule: messenger RNA, 2320 nt
Organism: Anguilla rostrata (American eel)
Lineage: Eukaryota; Metazoa; Chordata; Actinopteri; Anguilliformes; Anguillidae
Gene: cdk5rap1
Product: CDK5 regulatory subunit associated protein 1
Exons: 13
Coding region: 330-1796 (488 amino acids)
Biological process (GO): tRNA modification; negative regulation of cyclin-dependent protein serine/threonine kinase activity
Cellular component (GO): mitochondrion
Molecular function (GO): 4 iron, 4 sulfur cluster binding; methylthiotransferase activity
Source: RefSeq, a predicted model, not a curated record
CUGGUUAUUCAUGUGCGUACACUGGACAUAUACACGGCUAUUUCUGAAUAUAUUUGUAGGUUUCUUAUUGGGAAUUUUGGAUGGAACUUGCCAAUAAAUAGGUUUUAAUCAUCGUUGGAUCGAGCUGAAUCCGCGCAGUACGUGUGCAGAAGGACCAGAGACGCUAUAAACGGGGAAAGUUUAUACAGACGGACAGUGUCGCCGAACCACAACGUGAGGAUACUAAGCAGUCGUUUUGAAGUUUGCAGAGCAUAUUUUAAGAACAAAUGUUUUUUGUUUUUUUACCUUCCAUUUGAAGCAUUUUUGGGCAGACAUAAUCACUUACGUCAAUGGUAUACUUUGAAACCUAUGGCUGUCAGAUGAAUGUGAAUGAUACUGAGAUUGCCUGGUCCAUUCUACAGAGGAAAGGAUACUUGCGUACCAGUGAACUUUCACGGGCUGAUGUUAUACUCCUUGUUACUUGCUCAGUAAGGGAGAAAGCUGAGCAGACCAUAUGGAACAGAUUGCAACAACUGACAAGUUUGAAAAAGAAAAGGUCCAAGGUCCAUGGCCCACUGAAAAUAGGAGUUUUAGGCUGCAUGGCUGAGCGUCUUAAGACAGAGCUCCUUGAGCGGGAGAAGCUGGUGGAUGUUCUGGCUGGGCCAGACGCGUACCGGGACCUCCCUCGCCUCCUGGCCCUGGCCCACGGUGGCCAGCGGGCCAGCAAUGUCCUCCUGUCUCUGGAGGAAACCUACGCUGAUGUCAUGCCUGUCCACCACAGCUCACAGGGACACAGUGCCUUUAUAUCCAUCAUGCGAGGCUGUGAUAACAUGUGCAGUUACUGCAUCGUGCCCUUUACCCGCGGACGCGAGAGAAGUCGACCUGUUUCUUCUAUCCUAGAAGAAGUGCGGCUCCUGUCUGAUCAGGGAGUGAAGGAGGUUACUCUGCUGGGUCAGAAUGUGAACAGCUACAGGGACACGUCAGAGGAGCAGUUCAGUGGGCCGGAGCCGACCCAGCUCAGCCGCGGUUUCAGCACCGUGUACCGGGGCCGCAAAGGGGGCCUGCGCUUUGUGGACCUGCUGGACAGGGUGUCCCAGAUCAACCCAGAGAUGAGGGUGCGCUUUACUUCCCCACACCCGAAGGACUUUCCUGAUGAGGUGCUGCAUCUGAUUCAGGAGAGAGGGAACAUCUGUAAGCAGAUCCACCUCCCAGCCCAGAGUGGGAGCAACAGGGUUCUGCAGGCCAUGCGGCGUGGCUACACUCGAGAGGCAUACCUGGAGCUUGUGGCCAAUAUUCGGAAGAUAAUCCCAGAGGUGAGUCUCAGCAGUGACUUCAUCGCGGGGUUCUGUGGGGAGACGGAGGAGGACCACCAGCAGACCCUGUCCCUGCUGAGGGAAGUGCGCUACAGUGUGGGCUUCCUCUUCGCCUACAGCAUGAGGAAGAAGACCCACACAUUCCACCGUCUCCAGGAUGACGUUUCUGCAGAAGUGAAACGUCGCCGCCUGGAGGAGCUAAUCAGCGUGUUCAGAGAGGAGGCUUCCAGGGUCAAUGCGAGCCUUAUCGGGAGCACACAGCUCCUUCUAGUGGAAGGAGAAAGUAAGAGGUCUGCACAAGAGCUGUGCGGACAGAAUUAUGGAAACCUGAAGGUGAUUUUUCCUGCCACACAGGCUUUCCCCAUCAGGUCUGGAGACUAUGUGCUGGUGAAGAUCACAUCGGCCAGCUCUCAGAGCCUGAGAGGCCAUGCCCUUGGCCCUGCCUCUUUAAAAUCCCCUUCUAAAAGUCCUUGGAAAAGUCCUUCCUCAAGACUAUUGAGAUGAACAGAUGGAGGUCUGCUGACCCCACCCCCCGUCUCUCCUGCUCCUCUCCUGUCUGCCUUACUUCACACAGGACAAUCACUGUGCAGUCAUUUUGUGCAGACGGUGGGGUGUCGCUGAAAGACACUGGUCGUUGCAGAUCAGGGAGUACUGUUUUAUCUCCAAAACCUACUAUUCAGGGUUUACUCUCAUGAAAAUAUUGUUUUUCUUUAAUGUAUUUAAUAUGUGGCGUUUUACGAUUUGAGUAUGUUAGUAUCAUUGAUUUCAGUAUAUUAUUGGGCUUUCAGGACGUUGUACUUGCUGGUAAAUAUUUGCAUCAGGGAUAUCUUCCAAAAUUGCAGACCUGUCUUCAGCUAAACAUUGUAUGAGCCUGUACAGUUGGCUUCUCGAUGUUGCAGCAGGAGGACAAUAUGAUUGAAAAGGACAUUUUUGUUUGCUGUUAUUAAGAAAGUAGAAUAUAUUGGCAUUUCAACUAUUACUCAUUUGUGAAAAUCAAUGGGAAACAUUAAAGCUAUUGAACUGAUGAA